Molecule: messenger RNA, 322 nt
Organism: Spirodela intermedia
Lineage: Eukaryota; Viridiplantae; Streptophyta; Magnoliopsida; Alismatales; Araceae
Source: the annotation of a GenBank genome assembly
AUGGAGGGAGAAGCUCUGGAAUAGUAUCUCUGGAUGGAAGAUGGGUUCCCAUUCCGAGAUUGGCAUGACUUCAAGAGUCAAUUGGAGUUCAUUGCAACAACUAAUGAGCUUACAACAAGCCAAAUUAGUAAGAGAAUAUAUGGCCGAAUUUGAACGAAUUGCAGCCUUUCUACCUCAUAUAAACACUGAAGUAUUAGAAGAUGCAUACGUGUGGGGCUUGAAACUGGCCAUCAGAUCAGAAUUGGCAAUGCAAAAGCCCUUGGAACUCAGAGAAAUAAUGGAUCUAUCAAUCCAAGUUGAGACUCAUCUUCGGGAAAUCUGA